This is a messenger RNA of Anopheles nili, 570 nucleotides long. RefSeq lists its product as uncharacterized. The transcript is spliced from 3 exons. The coding region runs from base 25 to 570 and encodes 181 amino acids. Lineage: Eukaryota; Metazoa; Arthropoda; Insecta; Diptera; Culicidae. The record is from RefSeq and is a predicted model, not a curated record.
UCAAGUCAAAAACAACUUGCAAAAAUGAUCAGCAUUAUCGAAAGCGAACCAGACUUCCAGACCAGAUCCAAGUUCAAAGGCAACCAAUCCUCGUUUUGGAGAAAAUUAGCAAGAGAGCUGAAUGCGCUUGGACCACCAUCCAGAGAUCCAACGGCAUGGAAAAAGGCAUGGAUUGAUUAUAAAUUUGGAGCGAGAAAACGGCUGGCUCAGCGCGAAAAACAAAUUGCAUCAGGUGCAGUACCGAGGCCACUCACAUCCUUAGAAAGGAAACUUUCGCAUCUAUUAGAUAUAGAUAUCAUGAAAAUUACCACACUAGAAGAAAAUCAGUCUUAUGUGGAUAAUGGGAAAAGAAGCAAGGCAGAUUAUUUUGAAAAAGUACUAGAUGUCAACCGAUCGCUCGUUGCCGCUACAAAUAUGUCAUUAAAUUUACAAAACGAAUUGAUCACCGAGCUCCGCGGGAUGAAACAAUCAAAUGAACAAAUAAUUGCUUCAUGUGCGGAAGUCAAUGCGAAUUUAAAAAGUAUGACCGCAACCCUGCAAGAGUUGGUGGCUGUGCUCAAAAGCAAGUAA